This is a messenger RNA of Arabidopsis thaliana (thale cress), 1000 nucleotides long. Its product is annotated as RNA-binding (RRM/RBD/RNP motifs) family protein. The coding region runs from base 167 to 637 and encodes 156 amino acids. Gene Ontology annotation, molecular function: nucleic acid binding; RNA binding. Lineage: Eukaryota; Viridiplantae; Streptophyta; Magnoliopsida; Brassicales; Brassicaceae. Gene Ontology annotation, cellular component: mitochondrion. The record is from RefSeq and is marked reviewed. The transcript has 4 exons.
AUUUUUUUUUUUUAGGUCAUCUUCUCACUCUAGUAAAUUACUCGUUUUCGUAUCAAUCGAUUUUGUUUGUUCUCUGCUUUUUUGGUUUAGGGUUUUAGCUUUUCAAAGUUAAAACCUUUUUUUCCCGAAGAAGAAUCAAUACGACUCAAAUCAAUCAAUUGAAUCUAUGGCGAUGGCUAUGAGACUUCCAGCGAUAUCUAGAGCUGUGACGGAAGUAGCUUCAGCUCCGGUUGGUUUGAGACGACUGUUCUGUUCAAAUGCUUCAAGGUUCUCUUUUUUGUCUCCACAAGCUGAAUCCCAAACACCGGCUCGUCCUCAGGCUGAACCUAGCACCAAUCUCUUCGUCUCCGGGCUUAGUAAGCGCACCACUUCUGAAGGACUAAGGACUGCUUUUGCUCAGUUUGGAGAAGUUGCUGAUGCUAAGGUUGUCACAGACAGAGUAUCAGGAUAUUCCAAAGGGUUUGGAUUUGUUAGAUAUGCCACUUUAGAAGAUUCUGCCAAAGGCAUAGCUGGAAUGGACGGGAAGUUUCUUGACGGUUGGGUCAUAUUCGCAGAGUAUGCAAGACCGAGAGAGCAAUCACAGUCAUAUCAACCUCAGAACAACAUGUCUCGUCCUCCAUACUAUGGUAACCGCUAGAGAAACAGUUUUCUUCGGUUCUUAUGAAUCUUUUAUAUUCAUAUUUAUGCUUCAUUCUAUCCUCUUCUAUGAUCGAACUGUGUUGUGCUUCGUCUCGUGUUAUUACCUUUAGAAGAUUAAAAACUUCAAAUUAUAUUUUGAAGGAAUAAUCAGAAACUGUCAUUUACAAAACCAAAGUAUUAAGUGUAAUAGUUUUUUAAGAGGAAGAGGAUUUUGCUUACAUGGUUAACUCGGAAAUACUUAAAACGUCAUCGUUUUGUUGUUUGUGAUUUAAUUGAUUGGACCGGUAUGUAAUGAGAUUGAUCGGGUUCUGAGAAAUUCAGAUCCGGUUUUAGUGUUGUUGAUUUUUGGUCGACUUUAAAA